This is a messenger RNA of Cynara cardunculus var. scolymus (artichoke), 1549 nucleotides long. RefSeq names its product isoamylase 1, chloroplastic-like. Lineage: Eukaryota; Viridiplantae; Streptophyta; Magnoliopsida; Asterales; Asteraceae. Bases 19 to 1497 code for a protein of 492 amino acids. Gene Ontology annotation, molecular function: hydrolase activity, hydrolyzing O-glycosyl compounds. The transcript has 11 exons. Gene Ontology annotation, biological process: carbohydrate metabolic process. The record is from RefSeq and is a predicted model, not a curated record.
UCCAAUCUUCGAGCAUCUAUGGAUGCUUCUUCGAUGGAAAAACUACUUCCAUGUGCCUCAUACUCUUCGAUUCACACACCGAAACUCACUUCUACGCACAAUUUUGAAUUCCUAAACCCCAAGGUACAAAUCAAAUGGCCAACCCGGAGGAAUCACAAUGCCUUGGUGGUUAAUGCAAGCGAUGGAGGUGUAGGAGGAGAAGUGGAUACGGCCGUGGUGGAAAAGGAGAAGCCGAAAGCAUUGCCGCCUCGGUUUCAGGUGUUACAGGGUUCUCCGACGCCGUUUGGUGCCACAGCGAAAAAAGAUGGGGUCAAUUUUGCAAUAUAUUCACGCAAUGCCACAUCUGCGACUCUAUGCUUGAUGACUCCCUCUGAUUUGCCUGAGAAAAGAGUUACUGAGCAGAUACCUCUGGAUCAACUUACCAAUAAGACUGGAGAUGUCUGGCAUGUGUUUCUGAAAGGAGAUUUUACAGACAUGCUAUAUGGCUACAAAUUUUCUGGAGAGUUUUGUCUUGAGGAAGGACACUACUAUGAUUCUUCUCAGAUCUUAUUAGAUCCUUAUGCUAAAGCUGUUGUAAGCAGGGGGGAGUUUGGUGUUUUAGGACCUGAUGAUGAUUGCUGGAGCCAAAUGGCAUGCAAAAUUCCUACCAUUCAUGAGUUUGACUGGGAAGGAGAUCUACCUCUUGCAUUCCCACAAAGAGAUCUGGUAAUUUAUGAAAUGCAUGUUCGUGGAUUUACAAGGCACGAGUCCAGCCAGACAGGAUCUCCUGGCACUUACCUUGGUGUAGUAGACAAACUUGAUCAUUUGAAGGAACUUGGUGUGAACUGCAUAGAGUUGAUGCCUUGCCAUGAGUUCAAUGAGCUGGAGUACUUCAGCUACAAUCCUGUCUUGGGUGACUAUAGGUUAAAUUAUUGGGGGUAUUCGACUAUCAACUAUUUUUCACCAAUGUCGAGAUAUGCAUCUGCUGGUGCUAGUAAUUGUGGCCUUGAUGCAAUAAAUGAGUUCAAACAGCUUAUUAAAGAGGCACACAAACGUGGAAUCGAGGUACUCAUGGAUGUGGUUUUCAAUCACACUGCUGAAGGGAAUGAGAAUGGUCCCAUAUUGUCUUUUCGAGGUGUUGAUAACAGCGUCUUUUAUAUGCUUGCACCUAAGGGGGAGUUUUACAACUAUUCAGGUUGUGGAAACACCUUCAAUUGCAACCAUCCUGUCGUACGCCAAUUCAUAGUAGAUUCCUUGAGAUAUUGGGUAACGGAGAUGCAUGUCGAUGGAUUUCGGUUUGAUCUUGCUUCUAUCCUGACAAGAGGCAGCAGCCUCUGGGAUGCAGCAAAUGUAUAUGGGAAUCAAUUAGAAGAUGAUUUGCUGACAACUGGAUCACCUCUCAGCAGCCCACCAUUGGUUGACAUGAUUAGCAAUGACCCAAUACUUCGAGGAGUGAAGCCUGUUAAUUAUAUCAUGAACCAAUUAUGCUCGUUAUUUCAUGACAUUUCCAACAGCUAAUAGCUGAAGCAUGGGAUUGUGGAGGCCUUUACCAAGUUGGCAUCUUUCCUCA